Closterium sp. NIES-65 is the source of this 2352-nucleotide messenger RNA. The record is from the annotation of a GenBank genome assembly. NCBI's taxonomy places the organism in Eukaryota, Viridiplantae, Streptophyta, Zygnematophyceae, Desmidiales, Closteriaceae.
AUGGCUGCAUCAACAUAUUUCAAGGAAGCAUAUGAGGCCCCUCUCCAGGAGAGUCUUACCGAACCGUGGCCGAUAGAGGAGGGGUGCACUCUACGGGACUCUGACAGGGCUCAGCUCAGUCGGGGGUGGACGGAGCAGGAGGUAAAGGCGGCGCUCAAAGGUCUCCCAUCAGGAAAGGCUCCUGGACAGGAUGGGUUGCCGAAGGAGUUUUUCGAGCGUAACUGGGACCUGCUGGGGCCGGCGGUGCUGAAGGAGAUACGAGCGUUUGAGCUGUCGGCGGAACUCUCGGAAACUUUCACUACUGCAGUCACAAUUCUCCUGCACAAAAAAGGUGACAAGGAGUCAAUAGGCAACUACCGCCCGAUUACUCUGCUGAGUUUUUUCUACAAGCUGCUCGCGAAGGUGUUGGCAAAUAGGAUUAAAGUGGCCUUACCGCGGGUGAUCUCCCCGAACCAGUUCGGCUUCCUCCCCGGCAGAAGCUUGAAGGAAGCAGUAUCACUGGUAGCAGACGUGAUUGACGCAGCGGCGGAAGGAGAUGAGGACUGGCUACUUCUUCUCGUGGACUUUCAAAAAACGUACGACUCGGUGUCUCAAGAGUACCUGUUCAAGACACUGAGGGACAUGGGUUUCCCCGACAAAUUUAUAAAGUGGGUGAAGGGUCUUCAUGAUGGUGCUGCCACGAGGCUCCUACUCAACGGCUGGUUGGGGGAUCGAGUGGAGAUGCUCAAGGGAGUGCGGCAGGGGUGCCCGCUCGCACCGUACUUGUUUCUUUGCGCCGUCGAGCCACUCUGCCAGGAGGUGGAGAGGAGAGGGCUUGGAGUAAGGAAAAGAGGAGUGGCUGGGGAGUUGGCGCAUGUCGGUUAUGCUGACGAUACUACACUGGUGCUGAAAGGAAAGGAGCAGGUGGUCAAGGCGAAGUCCCUGCUAGACGACUUUGCUGCGAUCUCGGGGUUAAUGAUAAACAGAGAGAAAACGAUACUGAUGCCGCUGGGGAUUAACAGGAGACGAGUGCAGCCGGACGACUCACCUUUCAAUUGGGCGACAAAAGACGUACCAGAGCGGCUGCUCGGAGUGUGGAUUACGUCUGGGGGGUCGCCGGUGCUGGCUUGGGAUAAAGCUUUCGAGAAGGUGAGCGCGGUGUUGAGCUGCUGGGCAUCGAAACACCUGAAGACUUCGGCGAGAGUCACCAUCAUAAAAUGCUACGCGAUGCCGAUUCUUCUUUUCCAAGCGCAGAUUUACGCUCCACUGCACGACAUAUGGAAGAAGGUGCAGCGGCUGAUCCACAGCUUCAUCACAGACGGCAAGUCACUAUUUGACAGGCACUUUUUCUUGUGGAGCUAUGAGCUGUCAUGCAGGGAGCGGAAGGAGGGGGGGUUAGGGGUUAUCGACCCAAAGCACAGGAUCAACGGCAUGGUUAUUCAAAACCUUGGAAAGGCAGUAGCGGAGCAGGAUCCAAUGAGAAAUUGGUUGUGGGAGAAGGCGGCGGGAUUCCCUCUCGGUCUGGCGACGAUUUACGCACACCCGGCGGUGAUGAAACACCGGAGGAAGGGCGGGGUCAGGUGGAAGGCGACUCUCAGGGCCUUGUGGGACUCCAAGAUUGUCACGGUGGGGGAGCCUGAGAACAGAUGGGACGCGGAAGGCGAGAAGCUGCUCUUCAACCGGAAUUUUUUUUUCAGUGGCAAGUCGCCUUUCGGAGGACAGAAAGGAUCACUCUGCCUGGAGAACGUCAAACUAGGCGACCUGGUUAAAAAAGGAGGUGAUGGUAGUAGGAGUUUAAAGGAUGAGGCUACUUUGGAAAGAGAGUUGGGCGGAGAGGACCAACGGAAAUGGGCAGUCAAGGCUUGGGAAGCAACACCACAGGAAUGGAGGGACAUGGUGCUGAAAACCCUAACGGCGGAGGAGGUUUUUAUGGCCGCCAGGCUGGUGCAGACGGCAUCUUACCGGCCGGGCAAAUUUUUCUACUACAGACUAGAAUAUGCAAGAGAUGGGGUACUAUACGGUACGAGAGUUUCGGUUGACAAGAAGAAACACAUAAGCCAGAUCGAGUACGCCAGCAUGACGGACAUCAAUUUCCUGCGGGCUACCCCUAUGGUGGUGAUGGAGGGGAAGGUACGGGGUGCUCUUGGUGCUCCAAGGAUGCGGCUGCUACGCUCACAAAUAUGUGGCAAAGGAGAGCGUGCCGAGCUGAAACAACUGCGGAAGGCGAUGAAACCCCCGGUGUCCCAGCCGAAGCAACACCUGCAGUGGGAGGAACUGCUGGGGAAGAAGGUGGACUGGAAAAGGGCUAUCCGAUGGAGUCGCAGAAUCACUGCCUUUUCAGCUGCCCGUCAAUACAACCUGUGGUCGGAAUGA